Messenger RNA from Cuculus canorus (common cuckoo), 12200 nucleotides. RefSeq names its product PEST proteolytic signal containing nuclear protein (gene PCNP). Gene Ontology annotation, biological process: protein ubiquitination; proteasome-mediated ubiquitin-dependent protein catabolic process. The coding region runs from base 3463 to 3948 and encodes 161 amino acids. The transcript has 5 exons. The record is from RefSeq and is a predicted model, not a curated record. Lineage: Eukaryota; Metazoa; Chordata; Aves; Cuculiformes; Cuculidae. Gene Ontology annotation, cellular component: nucleus.
UUGUAGUGAUAGGAUGAGGGGGAUACUUAGAUUAGACAUUAGGAGGAAAUUCUUCACGCCGAGGGUGGUGAGGCAGUGGCACAGGUUGCCCCUCUAUUCCUCUCUUGUGAGACCUCAUCUGGAGUAUUGUGUCCAGUUCUGGAAUCCUCAACGUGAGAAGGAUAUGGAGCUGUUGGAACGGGUCCAGAGGAGGGCUACAAGGAUGAUCCGAGGGCUGGAGCACCUUCCAUACGAGGAUAGGCUGAGAGGGUUGGGGUUAUUCAGCCUGGAGAAGAGAAGGCUCUGGACAGACCUUAUAGCGACCUUCCAGUACCUGAAAGGGGCUAUAGGAAAGCUGGAGAGGGACUAUUCACAAAGGCUUGUGGUGGUAGGAUGAGGGACAAUGGGUAUAAACUGGAGAGGGGCAGAGUUAGACUAGACGUAAGGAGGAAUUUCUUGCUGAUGAGAGUGGUGAGGCACUGGCACAGGUUGCCCAGGGAAGUUGUGGCUGCCCGGUGGCCAGAGGUGUUCAAGGCCAGGUUGGAUGUGGCAUUGGGCAGCCUAGUCUGGUGGGACAUGUCCCUGCAUUUUGCAGGGAGUUUGGAACUGGAUGAUCUUUAAGGUUCCUUUUUCUAUUUCUCUCUCUCUAAUGCGUAUACAGAGCAGUCCUGUCAUGUAUUGAGAGAAAUUUAGUCUUUGCUGUUAGUAAGGAUGAACAAAGUGUCCUAAAGAUUGACUUUUAACAGCUAUGGUACCUUUUUGAGAAUGUGCCUUACCUGCUGCUUUAAGCAUCCUAGGGUUUUUUUUUUGCUUGGCAUCAAUCUGCGAGGUUUUUUGUUUGGUUUUAUAGUAUUAUGACUUGAACAUUCCUUUCGUUAUCCGUAUUGCUUAUUAUCAGUUCUCCUAAAUUUUUUAGCCAUGUAUUUCUUUUCUUCUUUCUUCCCCUGUGUUAAAACUGAAGAGAUAGCGGCUUUUCAAAGAUAAAGCUUCUUUUUCCUUCUUUUUUUUUUUUUUGGUUUAACUAUAUCUGUAGGCAGAAAGCAUUUCUUUGAUCUGUUUAAAGCUUAAAUUAAGCUUGUAAACCAAUUAGGAUAGCCUCAACAGUGACUGUUAUUUGUGAUAAUCACUAAAAUAUGAAGAGUAAUACCAGAUUUUUAUGUAGUCCUGUGACUCUUGAUUCUCUGUUGGAGUCUUUGAUUUUUUUUGGUUGGUUGGGUUUUUUUUUUGUUGUUAGGAAUUCAGUAACUGGGCAGCAUCAGUGUGUCAGUUAUCUGUACUGUCUUGUGUGGAUUGGUGUGCUGGAACAUGGUCUUAAUGAGUUGUGGUACAUCGGCCCUAAGGAUAGUCAUUCCUUCAUAAUUUUUGGAAGCAAUUUAGUGGUUAGCUUUUACCAAGAUCAGAGGGAUUUACCUUAAAGUGAACUUAGUUGUAACUGGUUUGUUCCCACAGAGGCAAGAGAUACUGAAAUUGCUGUGCAAUUAACAGUGGCAGUGUUUGUCACUUAAACCACCUAGACAGUGGAAGUUGUUCACUUACUAGCUUGUUGAUACAAGAAAAGCUCAUCUGUGAAGUAGGCCAGCUUUUUAUCAAUGUUGUUCAUGAAAAGAGCAUUGGUCAGACUAAUUUUUUUUAAUAGUGCAGGUGCUUUUUGUAGGUGAAGUAUGACCUCCUUGAGAGCUCUAGAAAAAAAACAAUAAAGAGGCCUAAAUGUCUUGAAAAAAAUGUAAUUUUCUAAUUUCCAGAGAGAGGCUAGUUAGUAUUUUUGAGGGAAAACGUGGGUAGACUGUUUUUGGUUUCAUCUUGUGCUUAGCAAUAUUCUACGAUUUGCAGCCUAAGAAGCAAGCUGUAUUGUAAUUAGCUUAAAGCUUGGAUUAGCUUAGGGACCUGGACUGGUCCAGUGUGCCCUGAGAUUUGGGCUGCUGUGGAUUUUAUAUCUUAUGAAAAAGAAGACUUUUAGGCCCACAAUUCCAACACUUUUAAGGUCAACGAAUCUUCUACCUACCCUUGAAUUACCAUAUAGUCUGUAGUGUACCUAAACUGGACUUGUAAUUAAAUAUUCUGUUUGAUGUGAUUUCAUGAACUAGCUGUAAAGAACGGCUCAUAGGCUUGCAGACUGCUGUCUGGAAAACUGUGCUAAGACAGCAAUGAGUACCUAAGGUCACUUGUAUAAAUUUUGUUUGUUUUUCUUUCCUCCUUUAUUUGUCACUUUCCUAUCUGUACUUUCUGGGUCCAAUUUCUAGUGGUGCAGAUUAGUACUAUUUUUUUAAUAAAGCAAAAUUGAUUAAAGUUAUUAAUUUUUUUUUUAUGAUCUGCCAUGUUCCCAAAGGAGAAAAAUAACUCAGUUUUUGUUCCAGUCACUUAAUAUCUUGAUAGCUAGAAGAGUGGAAUAGAAAUACUCUGCUGCUUGUGAUUUGGGAAGUAGCUGAAAAAAUAUAUAGAUGGUGUCUCUAGUUUUUCUUUUUUCCUAAUGUCACUUGCUUCCUUUUUUCACAGAGCUACAAUCUUGUUGAGCCCAAGUUCAGACUAACUUCUCUCCACUGCUUUAUUUUACUUAAUAGCUUUUUGCAGUUAGAGAACAGCGCAAAGAGCUUUCUUCCCUCAUGGUGUGAAUUUGCUGUGCAUGGAGAGCCCUGUUCUCUACUUGGUAUAACGAGGAACUGGUGCUAGCUCCAUUUUUCCUUAGACUGAUAGUAUGAGCACUUUCCUGUCCAUUCCCCAAUUUGCAGGGUUGGGUUUUUUUUUUCCUUCUGCUACUGCAGUGGUUUUCUUAUUGCAGCAGCAGAGAAAUGUAUUUUUGCUGAAGCAGUUACUCCAUUCAGUGUGAGUUUUCCAAGGACACCUUUGUCUCUUGCUGUAGCUGAAGAAGCUGAGUGUACAGCAAUGAAAAUGUGAUUUGAGUUUUUUUCUCUGUGGAUCGUUGUUCGGCUGCUAUGUUUUCCACUACUUUACUUUUAAAAAAACAGCAAAGGUGAAAUCUAUGUAUAUGUUUUUCUAGUGCUGAUUCCUUCCUCAAGCAGAGCUUGGCAGAUUUAUUACAGAUGAGAUGCGGACAAGCAGUGACUUGAAACAUGAUUGAGACAGCCAGCCUCCCUGUAGUCACUUCCAUAAUUUUAGAGUUGUGCCAGCCAAGCCUAGAGACUGGCAUGGACAUGUUUUUGUAGAAAUUCAGUAGAUUACAUUUUAAAUUAGGUUGUCUACUAUAGAUUUGGAAGUGGAUACCAAUUAUGAAAGCUUAUCUAUGGCAUCUUAAACCUUAAAAAGGCUUAGUGAUCUACAUUUAAUUUACUACCUGAACUUUGACUUCCGUACUAAAUAAAGAGAUGGUGCUUCAAGAUUGUUUUCCUGGCUCAUACACAAGAAGUUCUUUACAAGUAGUGGAGUAUUUGCAGUUUCUUCUCUUCUUUGUGUUUUGCUGUCCACUAAAUGUACCUUGGUGGAAACUACUGUCACUAAAAACACCUUACCUAAUGCACUCAAAGUAUAAUGCUUUUUGAGGUUGCUGCUCCCAUCAAUCUGCUCAGUAAAAAUAGCUCAUCUUGUAAUGGAGGAGAAAGUUCGAGUCGCAGCGCAGAGAAACGGGCAGCUAAUGAAGAAGCUGAAGACUUCGCCACAAAGCCUGCUCCUGCCAAAAUGUCCAAGUUUGGAUUUUCCAUAGGCAGUCAGACAGCAAAGAAGGCAUCUGCAAUAUCGAUCAAACUAGCAGCAAAUAAGCCUAAAGAGCCUGUUCCAACCCUUGCUCCAAAAACCCUUUCUGUAGCAGCAGCUUUCAAUGAAGAUGAAGAUAGCGAACCAGAAGAAAUGCCUCCAGAAGCCAAGAUGCGCAUGAAGAACAUUGGAAGGGAUACACCAACCUCAGCAGGACCAAAUUCCUUCAACAAAGGAAAGCAUGGUUUUUCUGACAACCAGAAGCUAUGGGAACGAAAUAUAAAGUCUCAUCUUGGAAAUGUCCAUGACCACGAAAAUAACUAAAUGAUGUGGAUUGAGAGUUGGGUGUUUGGGGGGAGGGGAGGGUGUAACAUUAAAGGAACAGUUUCCUUUUUUAAGAAUGGUAUAAGACUAUCUUUGGAGCCACUUUUUUAAGAUUUUGAGUGGUACACUAAUAACUGAGUUUGAAAUUAGAGGUAAUUUAUGUUUUGUAUACAGAUUUCAAGGCAUUUGCUAAUUUUGUAGUUCCAUGUGAUUAGUUUCAAAAGGUUCAGAUAAUAAAGAAAUUGGAGUGGUACCUUUUUAAGAUUUUAAUUUUUAUUUUUUUUUUUAUCAGUGGUUAAUUAAGGUGGAUGAAAAAGGUUACUGUCUCUUUAAUCAGGUUAACUUUGAAUGCACUGGCAUUCUCACUUUCGGCUCCCUCUUAGUAACAAGAGAAACAGUUGACUCCUAGGAAUACUGCAAAAAGAGAGUGAGCAUUGUCUCGUGCUAGAAGUGUUACUGGACUAUUACUUUGAAUAUGAAGUUAUGCAGGAAAUAAUAAGAACCUGGAUUUUUUUUUUCUCCUUCCUGUCACCUUUUGUUAAGUCUCUGCAAACUAGGAAUUAUGUUGCUCUGAGUGGCUCUGGUAACUUAGCUCUAAUUUUGUUUAAGACUUCAUGUAGGAUGUGUAACCUUCUGUGGCCUCUUUCAUCCUAAGGAAAUGGGCCUUGUCUGUAUAUUAGAUACAGUCUGUAAAGAAUAUUUACUACAAAGGUAAAUCAGUAUUUUCAGUGUACUCCUCUUAAAUCGUUAGCCUUGAGUAGUGCUUGUUAGCAUUUCCUUGUGGUACACAAAAGCCACCACCAAAAAGGCAAGCUAAUGUACAUUAAGCUUCACGUUUGGUUGAAAUAUUUUUGUUUACUAUGCUAGAAGGAAUAAAAGCCACACCAAAAAUCAGUAGCUCACUGCUUAAGUAUGAAAAACCUAAGAUGCACUUUCCCUGUCUUGCCAUUUAAAACAAAAUGCCUUGAUGCUGUGACCUCAGCGGACACUAUCAGGUUAAAGAAGAAUCCUGUAUUUGCAGUCCUAACAAGUAUCAACUUCAGGAAUAAAACUCGGCCUUUUCUUAUCUGCCUGUCUUUUGCAAUAAUUUUUGACAAUGACGUUAGCCUGGUCAGUUGAUUUCCUAGCUCUCAUAUUGCAGAACAGUGCUGUAGGAUUUCAAACCUAGGAAGGGCUGUCUAAAAUUCAGAUUGUGUAUUUUUAGAGCAUUUUACCAGCGGAACUGGUUAAACAAAAAGUUACCAACAGCAACACCCACCUCGCCUUCAAGCAAACAUAAGGUUCUUUUUAAGCUCGAAUACCUGAUAGUGUCGACCACUAAAUUAAUUUCAGCCUGGAACUGGUUAUAGAGUUCAACAUAUUAAUAGCUUUUGUCCUGCCUCUGAAACCAUUCUUCCUGCUAAAGUGGAACGUGCAAGUGCAGAAGGGAAAGUGCAUCUUGAAGUAUAUUAUUUCUUUUUUAUUUUAGGAAAGCUCUGACCACUUAGACUUUUGAGUUUGUAAGUUCUAAGAAAUAUUUUUUGUAUUUUUGUAUUGUAUGUGUAAUCUUUUUUCUUUUGAAGUCUGAUGCAGUUGAAUACCUGUAACUAUUUUCUUUAAAAGCCUUGUUAUAAACGUAACAUAAAAACAUUUACAUUAUUUUUUUUCCAUAGCAGAAAUCUUUGGUUUAUUUAAAACAAAACGAAACACUUUCAAAACUGACUUUCAGGACUUCCAAACUGAUUUGGGUGUUACUGGAACUAGGCAAGGCAAAAUGAAGCAUUUACUUUUCACUUAUUUUUAUCACUUGUGAUUAUGUUUGUCAAAAUAAAUCCCUUUAAGAUAGUGGUAAUUCACAGUGAAGAACUAUUUUAUCUUGCUCCUUAGUAGUUUCUUGAUACUGUCUCUGUCACUUGCGUUAGGAAAAAGCAAAAGGAAACUUUGAUCAAGAAUAAGAGGAUUACUUUGAGACCUGUUCUUUUUUAAUCAACCUACCACCAACAUCUUCCACGUUAAUUUUGACAGAAUUUCCUGGUAUUCCAAAAUCCAUUAGGAAAUUGCUAGAUGGAACAGCAGACAGGCUAGGAAAUAUCUUCCAUGUGAGUGUGAGAGCAAAAGUUAUAUUUAUCUUUCUUACUCCCAUGGUCAUAAAUGUAAUUCUAGUCCUUGUGAGACUGCAGCAAGUUCUAGAUCACAGCUGAAGGUGAGCAGAGGUUCCGAUUUUCUGGAUGUACGAGUUCUCUUCCUUCUCGGUGCUUCCCAGAAGAAAAUUGAUCAGGAUAGCUUAACUCCACUCAGGACUGAGUACUUAACAAGCCUGAUCUUGACAGACACCAGUGUCUGCUAAUGUUUAAUGUGUGAUGCUUGCAGGAAAGAACUGAUCUGAAUAGGAUUGUCAAGGUGAACAUUAGAACUUCAUUUGAAGUUCUAGUUACAGUAGUGGUGACAAUAGUGUUGGGAGAGGGGGUGGUUUUUUUUGUUGUUCUUUUUCUAAGAAUACUUGGGAAUCUAAUACUUUUGGUAAAUUGCCCGAUUUAGCUAUUUUAAGUGCUUCCAGGAGAUAUGUAGAGACCUUUAGCUGCUUAGUGUAGCAAGGUGUGUAUACCUCAGUGGCUCCAAUGUCUAUCCAUGUAACUUGUGUGUUUUAUCUCAGAAGGCUUAUGCUUGCCUAGCAGUAAAGCUUUACCUAGCAUGUGAGCAGCUUGCAAAACAUCCAGGGCAUUAGGUGAAGAUCAUAGAAUAAUAGAAUAGUUUGGGUUGGAAGGGACCUUUAAGAUCAUCCAGUUCCAACCCCCCUGCCAUGGGCAGGGACAUCCCACCAGACCAGGCUACCCAAGGCCCCAUCCAACCUGGCCUUGAACACCUCCAGGGAUGGGGCAUCCACAACUUCCUGGGCAACCUGUGCCAGUGCCUCACCACCCUCAGCGUGAAGAAAUUCCUCCUUAUGUCUAGCCUAAAUCUGUCCCUCUCCAGUUUAUACCCAUUGCCCCUCGUCCUAUCACUACAAGAUAUAAGUUGUUUUCCAGUAACUCCUCUGUGCCACCCUGCACCCAGGCUGCUGGGUUGUCAGUGGAUCCAAACUCAUGUAAUGCUACCUAUAUUAAUAAUAAUAACAACAAAGAACGUAACAGUGCAGUUGCCUACGAGAGGCAGUGUUUCAGGCAGUCCCAGGUGUAGCCCCUCAGAUGCCCGAUUUCAUUCCUUUAAACGCAUAGCACUGUCCAGAUUCUCAGAAUCUGUAUUUUAUCAGCAGAAAGGAGUACCCAGCCAGCCUGUCUGCAAGGUGACUGACAGAUGCAGUUUUGAUUUCAUGGGCUUAUUCCCAUGUCAGGUAUGACCCAAUUACAGUAUGCAGCCAACUUUGACAACACCAACUCCCAUGUCUUAAUGUGACCAACCACAGCAGCAGCCCCAGCUGCCUUCAGGCCUGAUGCGCUUGAUCUCUGCUAGAUGCGUAGAGCACUUCCUUGUGCGAACUCCAGUCAUUGCUGAGUUCUGUUUGCUGGGGGUGGCUUUCCCAAACCUUUCUUUGUGAGGAGACGUGUAGAAAAAGUCAGCACUGGAGAAAAUGGCAGCUUCUGCUUCCUGAGGAGACAAACCGAGGGUUUGAACUAUUGGAAGUCUCUGGUGUAACUACAACUCUUUCUAGGCUACUGUUAAGAUAAGAAGAUAGAUAAAUCUGUGUGGAGAAGCGACAGAAUUUCGAUAAGUCUUGUUAUCUGUGUAGUCAGGAGCCUUAAAAGGUGUUCUGUAAAAAGAGUGUUUUGGUUUUUUUUUUCCUUCAUUAUAAAACUAUAAAUUGAGGAAUGCUGGGUAGUUCUGCCCUUAAGCUGCAGAAGGGAAGGUUACAUUCUAAAGUCACUAUGAUUUGUCUAGUUCCUGUGCCAAGAGAUGCUAGAACACUGUAAAAACUGGACAAUUAAUAAUUUGCUUUUUACUGUAUCCUGGUAACACCUUCCUUAUUAUUGUUCUAUUCUCUAAUUUUGAUAUAUUGGCAUCUUAAAAGCUAUAUAGUCCUUCCUUAGGAAAGCUGCUCACGUUUAAUGAAGUGGAGCCAUUGCCUCAGGGUCAAUGCAUAGUUAUCCAUAGGGUUAAAAGCAUGGAACCUGAGCUGUUAUUGAACUCUGUAUAUAGGGUGUUAAAUUUUUGUUUAUGAACUUCCAUUUAAAAGUGUGCAAUGGUAGGAGUCCAAGUGAUUUUUAAUUAUCAAAGCAAACCUUUAAACUCCACAGAGCAUGGGUUUUGGUUUUGGUAUGGAUACCUAUCCCCUUUAAGCCAGGCAAAGUGGGUAAGAGUGGUGAAGACUGUCACAGCUGCCAAUUAGAGGACGUAUUUCUUGAUUCUGUAACAUCAGAUCUUAAAAACCUUUGCUAGUAAGAACCCAGUUCUUAGAUGCGGUUCUUGGGAUUGGAUUUCCUGAUGAGACAGGUGCACAACUAAAGCGUUUGUGAUUCUUCAAUAAGAACUCCACUGAAACUUGAUGUCAUGAGCCUAUGUUUAUGUUUUCCUUGCAGUACCAGCCUACUCAUUUAAGGUAAUGCAAGUCAUAAUGAAAACAUUAUGACAGGCUUAGUGCUGUGACCACUUCCCUGGAGAGCCCUGUUCCAGUGACCGACCAGCCUCUUGGUGAUGACCCUUUUCCUAACGUCAAAGCUGAACUUCCCCUGAUGCAGUUUCAUUCUAUUUCCUCAUGUCCUAUUGCUGGUCAACAGAAAGAAGAGAAAGAGUAAUUGUGAAACUAGUGAGGAUCUUGGGCUGUGCUUUACUUUUUGCUGUUCAGAUGCUUUUUUUAACAUGAUCCUUGUUUACAUGUAAAAUUUAAGGCUGUGACAAGUAAGAGUUUGGGCUCCUACACAUCAAAAAGUGCUGAGUGACUAAGUUAAUUUGUAAGGCAGGGCACUUCGAGACAAGAGAUCCUGUUCUCAGGACAAAACCUUUCAUAGGGGUGCAGGACAUACUUACUUUCAGGAGAAGUCCCUUCAGAGUCACAGUAGACUUGUAAGCAUCUUCCCCAGUGCCCGAGGGUGGCAGUAAAGCGAGAUGGGGCCUCUCCCCUUAGGAGACAGAACUCCUCUGCAAUGAGAACGGGGAUCAGUAAAGCAUUACCCAAGAGGUGCUAGGUUCCCAAUGCAGUUUUCAGCAGCAGCUGUAGGACUGGCUCCUGAAUAGUAGCAUAUUAAAUGUAUACACAAUUCCAACACUUUAGAAAUGUAUGGCUCUUCCUUUUAACAGCCAGGAAUGCCACAGUUUAGCUCAAGUAGAGAAAAGGGGGUCGGGAAUAGGCAUUAUUCACAUAUCAUUUCACUGUUUUUCACGUACAGUUGUAUCCCUGUUGAGCAGUAGUUGCUCAGUGGUAGGGCCACGUUACUACACUACUUUUGAAACCACUUCUUCUUACGUUAUGUAUUUCCUCACUUAGCCUGGUUACCUAUGCCGGCUCAUCGAAGAGUUAAUAUGCUAAAAAGGCCUCAGCACUUCCCCUAGGAAUCAGGAUGAAUCAUGAAAAGGAAUUGGCCUUUCUGCAACACUGACAUUGCGUAAGGUCGCUCUGCCAGGAAACAGAGAAGCACAAGAUGCCAUUUGUUCCCAGACCGGGAACAGGACAGGACAGUUAACACUGGAGGACAAUUUCCAAGCCAGAACCCCUGCUCUAUUAUUCCUCCCAGAACAGGGGCCAAGCCAGAAGUGCCGCAAGAUGCUUGCUUUGGGAUGGCAGUGUGGUACAGAAACCCACAGCAAGAGAAAUAACAUCCAAAACAAUCUAAAGUUCUUACAGCUUCGUAUCAAAGGGUGCCGAGUACACCAACGGCUCCUGCAGCCAAAGCAAAUUCAGUAUAAAUACAGUGUUUUGUUAACAUUGUGCUCCUGUAUAACCAUGUUCUGUCACAUCUUAGAGGUCAGUGGGGUUCCUGUCCUCAUACAAGUCAAUUUUUUGAGCCUUAAGCAAAAAUUAAAAAGCAGGUGGUACUAGAACUCUUCAGCUCAGACAUCUAUCUCUGUAUGGCAGGUUAAAUGCUAGAGAGGAGUAAGUAAUUCUGUAAUGCUUUUUUCCCCUUGAAUAAAAAAAGCUGCUUGAAAUUCCCUGUAAAGCUCAGUUUAUUUAAUGACAGAUAACCAUAACUUUAUACAUCUAACAUUGAACAAAACCAGCAGAAUGUACAAAUCAAAUUCAUUAUGUACAGGAAUUCCCUAGGAAUGCUUUAUAAACGGACAUUUCUCAUGGACUUUAUUUAAAAUAAAAUCAAAUUAAAUAAUAUCGACUGCAUAUUUGCAGUCUGACUUCGAAGAGCUUGCAGAAGGGUAGCAAACAUCUUAAAUUAAGAGCUUAAAUCUAAAGAAAAACAUAAGGCAACUUCACACCUAUGGGAACAGCAAAGCGAAGAGUGACACUCCCUGCUUACCUCAUGCCCUUGUGAAAAGGUAAGGCACAGUAUGUUAGGAAAGGGGUGCCGCAAGACUCAGCUUUGAUGUUCCUGGCUGAGUCUUGUUUAGGAAACAACUUCUUGUUUGUUUUUGUUUUUUGGUUUGUGUUUUUUUUUUUUUAAAUGGUAGGCCACCAAGUCAGUUAAAAGUAUUUUUACAGUGGGUAAGAAGGCUCCGAAACAGAGAUUCACUUCUGUCUCUUCCAUAGGUUGGGCAAAUAAAUAAAUGCACCAAAGAUUAAACUAAGGUGCCAAUAAUAUUCUUUUUGUAAGGUAACACACCAAAUAUACAAAUAAUGUUCUAGCACUAUUUACAGCUAUUUCUCCUUGAACAAUUCCUUGCUUUAGUAUUACAUCAUUAUUUGUAAGAUAUAAACAUUGAAGUAAAUUUUAAAGUUCACCUAGUGCUCUUUUAACUCUUCUUCCAUCAUAUGGCAGUAUUUAAAUUUUAAGCAAGAUGGCUCUCUCCAGAUCCUUGACCACACAAAAUUCAAGAGUUACAGCUAGCAGUAAUUUUUCUUAAAGUAUUCAUUUUAAUUUACUCCAUUUGGUAAUUAAAAAAAAACCCCAACAAUUGUUAAGGGCUGUAGGAUGUAUAAAUAACUACAUUACUUAUCUGCAGGAAGACCUUUAUCUUUGAAAUAGUAAUUUACAGAUGAAUUCGGAUCCAAGGCAGGAACUCAAACCUACAUAUUGCUUAAAAAAUUUCAACAAUCGCUUAUCCACUAUGCUUGCAAACUUUAAGAACAGUCCAUUCUGUAGCUUGGUAGACAGAUACUCAAAUAGUUAAAGAAGAAAGACAGAGAUACUAGUUCAAAUGAGGUUGCUACUUUGUCACAGAUUUCACUUAAAUUUUGUUCAGUGGUUCUGUUUUCACAGGUAAUGCAGAGUUGUAUGCCUGUAACUUUAUUUACAGUUUACCCUGCAACAUUCCAGGUUUCUGGCUCCUUGGAUAUCUUGCUGCUGUCAAAGCUGGGAAAACACUUGAUAAUACUAAAGACUAAGAGCGGCAUAAAGAAUACAGUUCUGAUUGUUCAUGUGUGCAUCACAUUCCGUUCCCCUUGGUAGACAUGCUUCUUGCUUAAAAAAAAAACCAAAGAACAACGGAAGAACUCACAGCCUGCAGAUUAAGAUGUGCACCCUUUGUGGUAUUAAAUCAGAGACAUUUAAACUCGGGCCAAGCAUAGCUAUAUUUCAUUCUUACUUACAAGAAAACCUAGUAAGAAUUUUUCCAUCUAUGCAGUGAAACACUGGGAAUUAGCUCGCCCUAGAAGUAUUUUCUCACAGCAGCAGGACUAAGAUCUUCUGGAAACUAGCAUUUUGCAAGAAUUUUAAUUUUUACCUCAUAAUCAGAUUUUCAUAGUUCUUUAUCCUGGUAUUGCUACAUGUCCCAUUUGGAAAUUAGCUGUGCUCUUCCUUUCAAAAUGAUACGAGAAGAGCAGAUUGUAACUAUCUGGACUUCCUCAGUAUAUUUAUGUUGCAGAAGUUUCCAUGAGACCUUUUCCAUUUGAGAGUUUCUACAUCAAGUGUAAAGCAAAAUUAAAAGCAUCCAUUGGUGGGUUGCCUGCUUUGGAUACAUACAAUGCAGGUCAUAGCUUCUGAUAUGCAGCCAAACAUCAUUAAACAAAACAUGGUUGUGCACAUGGGAUGAAGUGUAAGCUCCUGGCUUACAAAUAAAAAGCAGUUUACUUCUCUAAGCAGUCUCCCUGCAGCUGGCUGUUCUCUGGUCAACUUAAAUUCACAAUCCGUCUUGGAGAACCACUUCCUCAGAAUUCAGUGGGCCCCAGGCCCAUCACCUGGAAAACAUUCAACAGCUUUUUGCUGAACCUUGGACCUGCCACCCACCAACCU